AUGGACUUUGCCGAUGAUCAUCAAGAGACACUGAUAACCGGUGUCGAUCUCAGCCCAAUACAACCGCCAUUUGUACCUCCUAACGUGACAUUCUACAUCGACGACCUAGAAGAUGACUGGACAUACUCCUACAAGUUCGACUUCGUCUUUGGCCGAAUGCUCACAGGUUCCAUAGCAGACUGGCCAAGAUUUAUCCGCCAAAGCUACGAGUACCUCGAACCCGGGGGCUGGAUAGAGUUGUCCGACAUCCUCUUGGAUCUCCAAAGCGACGACGGAACAGUCAGGCCCGAAUGCGCAACCCAAAAGUGGGCAGGGCACAUGCUCGAAGCGGCAGCGAUAUGGAAACGACCGCUGGACAGCUGCAAAUUCUACAAGGAGCAGCUCGCCGAAGCGGGGUUCACCAAUAUUGAGGAAAAGAUUUACAAGUGGCCGUCGAACCCCUGGCCAAAGGACCCAAAGUACAAAGAGCUAGGCGUGUGGACGUACGAGAACCUAGGAAACGGCUUAUCCGGGCUUAGCUUGGCGCUUUUCACUAGGGCGUUGGGUUGGUCGGCGGAGCAGCUUGAGGUCUUCUUGGUGGAUGCUAGGAAAGACAUGAGAGACAGGUCCAUACAUGGCUGGUGGCCAGUAUAUGUGGUUUACGCACAAAAGCCGGAAUGAAGUCAAAAGCGACCGAGUGGCGAACGUAUCAAAUGGAACGACAGUACACACGCACCACGAAUAUAGUUAACCCGCGC
This is a messenger RNA of Colletotrichum scovillei, 737 nucleotides long. Its product is annotated as methyltransferase domain-containing protein. Bases 1 to 660 code for a protein of 219 amino acids. The transcript has 7 exons. The record is from RefSeq and is a predicted model, not a curated record. Lineage: Eukaryota; Fungi; Ascomycota; Sordariomycetes; Glomerellales; Glomerellaceae.